AUGUCCUAAAGGAAAAAUAAAACAGAAGCAACACCUACUAGAGUUGCUUUGGUUUGUUUGAAGACAACUUAGAAUAAUAUCUAAAUCAAUAAUCAAUCCUUAUUAAAAGUUUUCUCCAAGCAUGGCUCUAUUUCAAAAGUAUUCCAAAAUUGUGAUAUAAUAUAAUAGAUUUUAAUAUUCGAAAGAGGUUAGCUUUAAACAAAAGUAUUUAUUGAAUAUGAUGAAGUUGAUUCUGCUAUUGAUGCAAUAAAGUAUAGAUUCAAUCUUAUAUUGUAGUUCUCUUAAUAAUACAAAAAUUUUAAAUUAAAUUUCGUGCAAUGUUUAUCAUUCGAGAUUGAAAUAACUAAAACUUGAUACUGUUCCAUAUACUAAAGGUCUUGAUUUUACUAACUCUCCUUCUAAUAAUGCCGAUUUGAUAGAGCCAAAUGAGGAAUAAUAAGAAAUUACCAGAAUCAAUGAAUGGUAAGAUUUCUAAUUUGAUAAUAAUUCAACGGAUGAAGUAUCUGAUGAAGAAGAACCUUAGUUUUCAGAAGAAAAAAUGAUAGAUAUUCUAACUAGACUCAAUUAAAUAGAUGAUGAAAUUAAUAAAACAAUUGAAACUAAGAUUGUUACUGCUUUGGACAAGUUACAAUAAAAUACAAUGUGUAUUUAAGUAUUAAUCACUUAUGAUGUAUUAAAUGAUUUGAAUUUUGUUUUCAAAAUAUUUUGUUUCUUUGGAUAAAUUGUAAAAAUUUAAUAUAAUAUUUAGAUGUAUUUGAAAUAAAGCUAAAUUUAUAUUUAUAUCAAAUAUGGAUCCAAUCAAGAAUGCUAAAAAGCAUUUUAAUUACUUAAAGAUUAUUUGGACAUAAAACUUUAAUACAAUUUUGAAAAUGUAAAUGGUAAAUUAAUUUAACCAAAUUGCAUAAAUAUUUAAAAAUCUUAGAAAUCCAUAGAUGAUUAAGUAGCCAUCUAAGAAUUGUUUUAAUCACAUAAAAUAAUUAAAUAGUAAAACAACAAUUUAAUAAAAAUCAAUCAAUGA
This is a messenger RNA of Paramecium primaurelia, 1018 nucleotides long. The record is from the annotation of a GenBank genome assembly. NCBI's taxonomy places the organism in Eukaryota, Ciliophora, Oligohymenophorea, Peniculida, Parameciidae.